UUUCAUUGCAAGAUCACAUACUUAUUUUAGUAAUCUUGCUGCAACUAAUUAUAGAUUUCAAGUCUUGCAAACUCAGUACGUAUGCUUGCUAACCUGGAUGAGCCAGUUGGUCGCAUUUUAAAGAGGACUGAGCUAGACAUGGAAUUUAUUCAAUGUGACAUCAAUAACUUAAAAUGGAGAGGUCAGAUUGUUGAAACAAUGGUUAUGAAUCCAUCUUUUGGAACACAAAGGAAAGGUGCUGACAUGUUUCUUCCACCAAAUAAUGCUCAUGUAGGUGGUUGGAUUUACAGGUGGAAGAAAUAUGCCAACCAUGAUGCAGAGCAAACAUGUUAUAAAUUGGACAAUCCACAUGGUUAUCCACAUAAAGCAACGAUGGUAUCGACUCGAGUUAACUUCCUGCUGUUGGAGUUUUAACAUUUUAUCUAUAAAAAAAAAUUUAAAUCUCAAGAUUUAUGUAAUGUCAUAUCAUGUCCUAAUAUGUGUGGAUUACUUUCUAUACCCAUACUA
Solanum stenotomum is the source of this 507-nucleotide messenger RNA. RefSeq lists its product as uncharacterized. The record is from RefSeq and is a predicted model, not a curated record. The coding region runs from base 82 to 414 and encodes 110 amino acids. The transcript is spliced from 3 exons. Lineage: Eukaryota; Viridiplantae; Streptophyta; Magnoliopsida; Solanales; Solanaceae.